AUGCAGCAGCAGAGCCCCCAUGACCCUCCUUCCAUUGGUUCCAGGACACCGUCGUCUCCCUGCAUGAUGGCAUGCUCACGGACCUGCUCCCGCAUCCUGGGGCUAAGCCUUGGUACUACAGCCCUGUUUGCUGCAGGGGCCAACAUGGUGCUCCUCUUUCCUAACUGGGAGGUGACUUACCUGUUGAGAGGCCUCGUUGGCAGGCAUGCCAUGCUGGGCUCUGGGCUCUGGGGAGGAGGCCUCAUGGUACUCACUGCAGCUAUCCUCAUCUCCUUGAUGGGAUGGAGAUAUGGCUGCUUCAGUAAGAGUGGGCCUUGCCGAAGCAUGCUCACUGCUCUGUUGUCGAGUGGCCUGGCUUUGCUUGGAGCCUUGAUUUGCUUUACCACUUCUGGAGUAGCCCUGAAAGAUGGUCCUUUUUGCAUGUUUUAUGUCUCAUCUUUCAACCAGACGCAAGGUUGGAAGUAUGGUUACCCAUUCAAAGACCUGAAUAACAGGAAUUAUAUGUAUGACCAUUCACUCUGGAACUCUGUCUGCCUGGAGCCUACUAAAGCUGUCGUUUGGCAUGUGUGCUUCUUCUCCACCCUACUGUGCAUCAGCUUCCUCCAGAUUCUCCUGGUGGUCAUUCAUUUCUUCAACAGCUUCUUGGGCCUUUUCUGUAGCCUCUGUGAGAAGUCAUAAUGCCCUUUUAUGGAUAGGAGUUUUCAUCAGAAGCUUCCUUGAAUCCUUUCUGCAACUAGGAUUUAUGGGUAUGAAUCAUAAACGAACUUCCCUUUUAGGUAUUCCUGUAGGAAUACUAACAAUA
Messenger RNA from Pteropus alecto (black flying fox), 802 nucleotides. RefSeq names its product transmembrane 4 L six family member 19 (gene TM4SF19). The transcript is spliced from 5 exons. The coding region runs from base 1 to 678 and encodes 225 amino acids. NCBI's taxonomy places the organism in Eukaryota, Metazoa, Chordata, Mammalia, Chiroptera, Pteropodidae. The record is from RefSeq and is a predicted model, not a curated record. Gene Ontology annotation, cellular component: membrane.